Nanorana parkeri is the source of this 540-nucleotide messenger RNA. Its product is annotated as transforming growth factor beta-1-induced transcript 1 protein-like. The annotation marks the transcript as partial. Gene Ontology annotation, biological process: cell-cell adhesion; cell-cell junction organization; positive regulation of integrin-mediated signaling pathway. The record is from RefSeq and is a predicted model, not a curated record. The transcript is spliced from 2 exons. Lineage: Eukaryota; Metazoa; Chordata; Amphibia; Anura; Dicroglossidae. Gene Ontology annotation, cellular component: cell-cell junction; focal adhesion; cytoplasm.
GCCUCUCUUGCUCAGGAAUCUUUAUGUAAUCCAGAGGAGUCAGAAAUUCCGGAGCCAACAACAAAUCCUGCAGCCAUAGAGUUCCCAGCCGAGGGAUCGGAGGAAAGCCAUGUGCCAGAAGAAGCCGUCAGCACUCAAUGUAUGGAAAGCGGCCCCAGAAGUGACCUGGACUCAAUGCUGGUAACACUUCAAUCUGGCCUGAAACAACAAGGGAUCGAAACCCAGAGCAAAGGACUGUGCCAGAGCUGCCAGCGGCCAAUAGCAGGGCAGGCUGUCACAGCUCUCGGCCACACCUGGCACCCGGAACAUUUUGUGUGCGCUCACUGCAAAUCUCUUAUUGGAACUACAAACUUCUUUGAGAAGGAUGGAAAACCUUAUUGUGAGAAAGAUUACUUUGAGUUACAUGCUCCACGUUGUGCGCUGUGUCAUCUCCCCAUCCUGAAGGUGACUCUCAUCUCCGUUCCUUUUAUCCUUCAUGAACUCUUCACAUACGCAUGUCUAUACCUGACCUGUGUGCACUUCCUGGACUCUUCCUUCUAA